Messenger RNA from Biomphalaria glabrata, 2955 nucleotides. Its product is annotated as beta-ureidopropionase-like. NCBI's taxonomy places the organism in Eukaryota, Metazoa, Mollusca, Gastropoda, Planorbidae. The transcript has 14 exons. Gene Ontology annotation, molecular function: beta-ureidopropionase activity. Bases 57 to 1220 code for a protein of 387 amino acids. The record is from RefSeq and is a predicted model, not a curated record.
CAAACAAACAACAACAACCGCAGAGUGCAAGGGUUAUUGGGUCACAAAGGUCAAACAUGGCUGGAGAAUUUGACAACUUCGAAGAAAUAUUGAAUGAUCAUAUCCCAGUUGAUAAACUGAAAUAUGUGAAACGCAUACUAUAUGGGGCGGAGCUUGAAUCAUUGGAAUUCAGUGCUGAAGCUCAAGCCUUGGCAUCAGAUAAAGGGUUUGAAGUUAAAGGAUAUGUUUUCCCUGCAGCUAAAGAGACCACCAGAUCACCAAGAGUGGUUAGAGUUGCUGGAAUUCAAAACAAGAUUGUUUUACCCACAACAGCUUCAGUAGUUGAGCAGAGAGAUGCAAUGCACAAGAGAAUUAAGGACAUACUGCACUGUGCUGCGCUUUGUGGAGUGAAUAUUAUUUGCAUGCAAGAAGCUUGGACCAUGCCUUUUGCCUUCUGUACAAGAGAGAAACAGCCAUGGUGUGAAUUUGCAGAAUCAGCAGAGCAUGGUCCAACUACAAAACUACUACAAGAGCUUGCUAAGCAAUACAACAUGGUGAUCAUCUCACCUAUACUAGAACGUGAAGAAGAUAGAGGAGAUGUUCUACAAAACACUGCAGUUGUUAUCACUAACACUGGUAAUGUGCUUGGCAAAUCCAGAAAAAAUCACAUUCCCCGAGUUGGCGACUUCAAUGAGUCAACAUAUUAUAUGGAAGGUAACACUGGACAUAAAGUCUUUGAUACAAAUUUUGGAAAAGUGGCUAUAAAUAUCUGUUAUGGACGUCAUCAUCCACAAAACUGGAUGUUGUAUGGACUCAAUGGAGCUGAAAUCGUUUUUAACCCCUCUGCCACUGUUGGAGCACUCAGUGAACCCUUGUGGUCCAUUGAGGCAAGAAAUGCUGCUAUUGCUAAUAGUUAUUUUACUGUGGCCAUCAAUAGAGUUGGAAUGGAAGUGUUUCCUAAUGAGUUCACGUCUGCUGAUGGAAAACCAGCUCAUAAAGAUUUCGGCCAUUUUUAUGGCUCAAGCUACAUUACUGGACCUGACGGAGCCAGGACACCUAGCUUGUCAAGGACUAAGGAUGGACUCAUUAUUGCUGAGAUUGAUUUGAACCAGUGUCGGCAAGUUAAAGAUAAAUGGGGUUUCAGAAUGACUCAAAGACUGGAUCUGUACAGUCAAGAAUUAAAUAACAUCAUGAAACCUGACUGGAAGCCUGACAUUGUCAAAGAAACUGCAGACAAAUAGUCACCUCAGGUCUUACGUUUGAAUGUAAUUUACUAAAACCAACAUUGCAAUCAGUCAAUAUAAACUUUUUGUUUCUAAUGAUUCACAUUUUACUGGUAAGAAGUUGUUAUAAUGUUUAUGUACAGUAUUUCUGUUAAUGAGCUCAGACUGUAUGUUUGUAUUCAAGAUUCAACAUUUCAAACCAUUUUUAAUCCAGUAUAAAAUUAUCUUAAACAUGCAGAUCUAUUUUUCUUUUACCAAGAAUCUCAUGAUAAUAUAUCAAACCAUUUAUUUAAUUAAUACCGUACAAGGUAGUGUUCAAAGAUUUGUUUUGUGCUGACUGCUUUUAAAAUAAAAGUGAAAAUUGCAUUCAAUGUUAAAGGUUAGUUUUAGAAAUUGUUGAGAAGUCAGUUUUAAUUUCAUUGUAGAUUGUAUGACAUAAUUAUAAAGUAAUCAGUUGAAGUAGUGUCUUGAUCUUGUAACUGGAUUCGAAAACUUCAUUAUAGAUUUAUGGCAUCAGAAGUGUACUUAUUUUUCUGUGAUAAGGCUAGACAGGAUUCUUACUUCUAAAAUCCAUUAUAGUGACAGGGUUUUAUCAUAAUCAAUGCAGAGAGAGGUCACCUCACCAUGUAGUUAUAGCCAAAGUAUUACUUGAUUAUCCAGCCCAGCCAUUCAUCAUCAUCAAUACAAAAAGCACUAAUGGAUUAUAAAUGUGGUAGUUCAGUAUAUUCACUUCGUUGGAUAGCCUACAGUUGUUUUUUUAAAGUUCUUUCUUAUAAAGUCCUCGCAUUUCCAAUCAUUUAGUCUUUCUUGCGCAUCACCCUCUCUCUUUCUGCUGAGAGCAAUCCUGGAAAAUACCUGCAUUUGAAGAUGACCUAUUUGUUUCUCUACAACAAGAUAAGCCAUUGACCAGAAAUUUGAGCAGAGUAAAUAAGCUUAUUGAUAGAAAUAAAAAAAUAAAAGAAUUUUACAACAAGCAUUAGGUUUAAAAACUUGUUUUGAUAUUUAUCUAAUUAUCUGCGUGGCAGUUUCAUUGGGGUGGAGGGAGUUGUUUUUUUUAAGACUAGAAAAUAUUUAGAAUUGCCCACAAAGGUUUUAAUGCUUAUUGUUUUUGUCAAAAGCUAAUUUGGCAACUUUUUAAAGCUAUAUAAAUUUUUAAUUGUUGAACAAUUUCCUUAGUACACCAUUGGUACUGUAUUACAAAAUAGUUUACAUUGAUAUUAGGAGUUAUUAAUGAUAUCAACUACCAUUGUGUAUACCAAACCAGGAUCUUUCAGAACUGUUUAAACUGAGUCAGGUAACAGUUGCUAGUUGUCUUGGAGAAAAAGUGUAUUAUAAAAUGUUUAUACAAAGAUAUCAAAACAUUAUUUACUAAAUGUUAUUGUUGCUGUUACCUUCGUGCCUUGCAAAAGGUUUGUUAACCCAGCCAGUCAUUGGUUCACAAGACUAGGUUCAGUAGAGCCACAAUGAAAGGUUGAAAUAUACUGAACUUAAUCAGACACAAUGUUUUCAAGAGGAGCUAAAGACUACCAAGACUACCAAGAUAUGAUACUUGGGCUCCAUUCAAUAAGUAACUAUGUCAUUUUGUUUUUUACCCAGACUGCAUUUAUUCUUUAAUUAUGAAUGUUAAAAAGAAAAACUGCAUGACUAUUUAACUAAAUGUGUAACCAAGAGUUUUAACUAUCUUCAUGUUUUGUGUUCUUACAUGUAGAUCUAUUGUCUUUAUUUCUCAAGUUAUUUUUAUUAUCCCCUAUUU